AUGAAAGAGAGACAGAGCAUAUCUAAAAAUAUAAAACAGUUUGUAAUAAGAAACAUAUCGAAUAAGAACAUGGGCGCAGUAUUACUACUAAUAACAUUGGCAGAUAGUAUAAGUGCUAUUCUACUGGGGAACGAUAUAUCUAGAGCAGAUAUAAUAAAAGUAAACUCUGGCUUAAUUAUAAACCCGGCAGGAGGGCUUUCGCCAUCUGUUAAUUAUAUGACUUAUUCAUGCAGGUUUAUGAAGAACCUUCGUAUGUACUGGCAUGGAACAUACCAAGAGUGGUCUCUGAAGAAAAACAAGAUAUCAAAAGAAAAUAAGCAUACUAUUGAGUAUUCUAAAAGUAUACAAGAUUGGAAAGUACAUAACAAAAUAGAUGAAGAUAGAGGCAAAAACAGAUACUUAGAAAAGUUUGCACAGCAGCUAAUCAAUAUGUUUCCAUCAGAGAAUAGACGUUUUUCUAUUGAAUCAGUUAAGAAUGAUUCAUUUACUCGGUUUUUAAGAGAGCAUAAUAGUAAAUCCGAUGAUUUAUAUAUUCUUGCUUCUUUAUUUCUUCUCUCUGAAGAAAUUGCGAUUCCUAUUAAAAUAAUAGAUGAUAAAAGAAAUACUGGGAAUAAAAUACUUACUUUAAAGAGCAAAAAAGCAGAAAAUGGAUUCUAUUUUAAAUUGAGUUUGACUAUAGAGGACAAAAUAGGAGAAGAGCAUGAGAGUUCAAAAGUAUAUCAGAAAAAAACAGAAGAGAUAAUUGAAUUCUUCAAGAGCCUUGUUAAUGAAGGCCCAUCCUACUGCUUAAAAUUACCAGAAGAGUUCUCAAUGCCUACUACAUAUGAAGAGUUCUUAAAAGGAAAUUUUCUGUGCAAUCCAAAGAUGCUUAUUCGAACAUACUUCUUUGAGUAUAUAGACAGUGUAGAGAUGUAUGAAAAGUUUGUAAUGAUAGUGCAUAGCUUAAUUACUGAACAAAUGACUGGUGAUAGAGAAAAUUCCUCUACAACAUCUAAAGACCAUGUAGAUCGUAUAUUUAAAAUGUUGUUUUUAAAACUUGAAACCCCACUUGCUAGCCUAAUAAAUAGAAGAUGCUAUUAUGCAGAUUUCUGUAGCUUUAAAAAAGCAAGAGAUGUUUGUAUAAACACGCCGUUUAUAGACGUUGCCUAUACGCCAAGUUGCAUAGAUAGGCCCAAGUACAUCAAGAAAGAAGGUAGAAUUGUUAUAGAUAAAGAAAACAGCAGAAGUUUUCAAAAUUGCCAUAAUUCUAUUCUUCUUGCUAUCUUCUUCUGCUUUACCUUUGAUUCAUCAACUAAAAAAUACAAUACAGAUCAUCUACCAAAUGCAUUUAAAAAGCUUCAAAGCUUCUUUUCUAAAUACACAUAUAUAGUAAAGAACAUAAGUGCUUUUAUGAAAUCUAAAUGGAAUCGGGUUAUAGAUGACCUUCCUAGCUCAAAUCGUAGUUAUAAUGAUGAUGGUUCAAUAGCUAACACUGGGCUACUAAGCAUGUUAUAUAUGAUGUCUGAUUUAGUAGGAAGUCUACCUGAGAUAGAAUAUACAAUUAAUUAUAUAAAAAAUAUGCUUAAAAAGGAGAAGAAUUAUAUAAAAAAUAUGGAAAAAACCAAGCUAGAAUUAGAGGAAUUAUUACAAAAAGUAUUUUCUUUGCUCUCCAGAAAUAAAAAGGUACAAGUAGAGUGCAACAACCCUAUAAUUAUGACAAUAAACAGACAAGGAAAAUUGGAUAAAGACUUGGGUGCGCAUAUUAGUGUCCUAUAUGAUACUGGUCUACUGUGGCAUGGAAUUAGAUUUGCCAUAUCUAAUUCUUAUGAAGAAAACCAGCCAGUAGAGAUUAUAAAAAAGGAAAAGCUUGAUGAAGAAGGGUAUUCUAAAGAACAAACAUGCAGCGAUAAAUUAACAUUAUAUAAUAAGCAUGCGCGUUCUGAUAUAGAAAUGCUGGCAUCUAAAUUCGCAUGGGGUAAUGAUCAUUAUACUAAAAAAUUGGUUGCUCAAGAUUCCCCAAUUGAAUUAUGUAAUGUUUAUGAUUCUAUGUGUGUAUAUCCCAAUAUGAUUAUAAAACAAUUCUUUAUGAUAGAAAUUGAAUCAGAUGCCAUCUUUAAUUUAAAACUCUCAUUUGAUAUGAAUAAAGAGAAAAUAGUAAAUAGUAGAUGCAAUGAUCCAAACCGCCUAAUGUUAUGGGGGGAUCUAGAUGACCUAGAGUACAAGUCGCAUAUUAUAAGAAUGUUCUCAAUAUACUCUAGUGGAGAAAAUUUGAGAAGUGAUAACCCUAUGGUGCGAUUCACUUCUAAUCUCAUAGGGAGUGUUCCUCUGGAUGACCCAACAAUAAGACAGCACAUUCUAUCCGGCUAUGCAUACAACAAGAACUAUAAGGCAUACUAUCCACAGCUUGAUUAUAACAUACACAUAUCGCAUAAAACAAAAAUUCGUUUAGAAGAACUCCAUUCAAUGAUAGAGUCCCUCCAUCAUAUAAAAGAAAUAGAUAAUUCUACUAUCCUUGGAUCAUAUAUAUCUUUGUUACAGGCAUAUAGAAAAGGCAAAGAAAUACCAUAUUUAUUUUCAGGUGUGCAUAUGCUUGAUAGUAUAAUAAAAGAAAUUAAAAAGCCCAGCUAUAAUCCAAAAUAUAUGCCAUGGGAGUCCCAGCCCAAAUUAAAUAGUGAAAAAUCAGCUGAUCAUAAUAUAGCAGACACAAAAGUGCACAUCCCGUAUGCAACAUCUAUUUUUAAUUAUGUUCAUAACGAAUUAACAGAUGCAAUGCCCUCUCCUGUUGGCACUAAUCUUAAUAUUAUUUAUGUGUCCUGGCUUUAUAAUAUAAUUAACUCUGACUGCUCGUUCACCUUAGAGGAUAUUAAACUCAUAUACGCCCGUAUAAACCCAUACGAUCUUUCAAGAAAAAUUGAAGAUGUUCUAGGAUAUAAAUUAUCCUAUAAAAAUACUAUGCGUUUUAUAGAGUUUUUAGAUAAAAACAAGUUUGAAUUGUCUAACAACCCGAAUAGUUAUGAGCAUGAAGAAAAACACCUAGCAAUAAUUUCUUUAUUUAGAAAAUACAUCAAAGACAAGCAGGAAGUUCUAGACGGUCAAUAG
Molecule: messenger RNA, 3078 nt
Organism: Nematocida parisii ERTm1
Lineage: Eukaryota; Fungi; Microsporidia
Exons: 1
Coding region: 1-3078 (1025 amino acids)
Source: RefSeq, a predicted model, not a curated record